AGAUAAAUCCGGAUCUGAUAUUCAUUCAUUCAUUCAUGUUCCAUUUCAGCUUCCUAAGAGGAAUGUCUGUUCCACGCUUUCCUUUGACUCAUAUUCCUAACAAUUACUAUUACUAUUCAAACCAACAACAACUGUUUAGCAAUGCUUGUUCUGUUCCAAUUCCAACAACCAUCCCCAAAUUAGCAUUACCAGCUUGUUCUGUUCUCCCCAUUCAACAACUUCAGAUAAGUGUUGUUCAUGAUACAGAACAACAACACAAUGUUGUGUUAAUAUCAAAUUUUGAACAUGAUUCUCUUGAUGAAAAAGUUGUUAGGGAGAGGAUGAGAAGAAUGAGAAUAGGACUAGCAAACAAAGGAAGAGUGCCUUGGAAUAAAGGAAGGGAACACACUGCAGAAACCCGUGAAAGAAUCAAGAUGAGAACAAUACAGGCUUUGAGGGACCCCAAGGUGAAGAAGAAGAUGGUUGGACGUCCCCAUUGUCAUAGUGAUCAAACCAAGGAAAAGAUAAGUUAUUCGCAGAGACGUUUAUGGCAAAAGCGGCUGAAGUCAAAGCGGGUCCGGGAGCAAUUUUUCCUCUUAUGGGAACAAAACAUAGCAAAUGCAGCCAAGAAAGGGGGGACUGGUCAAGAAGAGUUAGAUUGGGACAGCUAUGAUAGGAUAAAAGAACAACUUGUGUUCCACCUAAUUCUGCAGGCAGAGGAAAAAGAAAAAGAAAAAUUGAUGGCAAUUGCUGGAGCUAAGAAAUUCAUUCAGUCAUGGACAGAAAACAUAGCCAAAGCAGCUAAGAUAGGAGGGAGUGGAGAACAAGAACUGGACUGGGAUAGCUACGAAAAGAUAAAAGAAGAAAUGAUUCUCCUCAAUCAGCUUCAGCGUACUACAGAGAAGGUAAAGGCCAAAGAGAUGGCAAAUAUAAAAGUGGAGAAAGAAGCACUGAUAAAAGCAAUAAAAAAGAUAACGCUCACUAAAAAGAGAAAAUAUCUCCGAGAGAGGAAAAAAGAUAGAAAGAGUAUAAAGAGUCAAAGAUAUAAAAAUGCAGAGGAAGACAAAUGUGCCAUUGAAGUUACUCAAGAAUUCCAACUUGUCUCUAAAUUAACUGAGAAUCAUGCAAGUAACAACAUCGGCAGUGAAUUGGAUUUAGAGCUUAUCAGAAGAGAGAAGAUGCUGAAAAAAGUAUCACUUGCAGAUCAAAUCCAAGCUGCUAAACUCAUAAAGGGAAAACUCCACUUAUAAGGAUUCUUCGCAUUCUAACUUUUUGAAAUAUUUUGUAUGUAUUUUAGCUUCUAUGUUAUGACAAAAUAGUUGAUGAGGUAUAUGUAGACAAGGUAAGUAUUUUGUUUCUUGUAGACUGAGAAACUGGUCUGAAUAGUUUAAUAUCGUGAUAUCCAUACUUUAACUUGGUUUUGGGUUUCAGCAUCUUUGUUCUUGUUCUCUUUUCUUUGUACAGAAAAACACUCACCUCUUGCUCUAUCUAUUUAUACUAUUAUGCGAGCCCGUGCAAUGUAUGGGAUUAUUUUCAUUUUUAA
Messenger RNA from Trifolium pratense (red clover), 1522 nucleotides. RefSeq lists its product as uncharacterized. The transcript is spliced from 5 exons. Bases 36 to 1229 code for a protein of 397 amino acids. The record is from RefSeq and is a predicted model, not a curated record. Gene Ontology annotation, molecular function: DNA binding. Lineage: Eukaryota; Viridiplantae; Streptophyta; Magnoliopsida; Fabales; Fabaceae.